Messenger RNA from Symbiodinium natans, 1386 nucleotides. The record is from the annotation of a GenBank genome assembly. Lineage: Eukaryota; Dinophyceae; Suessiales; Symbiodiniaceae.
AUGCCUGCUACAGCCAUGGGCGAAGAUAAGGGCAAGGGUGUGGCUGCCGACAUGGAAGUGAUGUUCGACAUGUCGAAGAAGGAGCAGGGGAACCCAGCCAACAACUACAAAAAGCUACACCGGCGCAUCAAGCAAGACUACAAGGUGUCCACCAACAAGGAGGUCAUCAACCUCGAGAGGCUGCGGGCCGCCAACCUCGUGAUCUUCGCGGGGCCUCGGGAGAUGUUCACCGUCGAUGAGUUCACAGCCUUGAAGGACUACCUUGCAGAUGGUGGCAGCGUUCUCUUUCUGGUUGGAGAGGGUGGAGAAGGCAAAAGCAACACCAACGUGAACUACCUUCUGGAGGAGUUUGGGAUGAGCGUCAACAAUGAUGCUGUUGUCCGAACCGUCUACCACAAGUAUCAUCACCCCAAGGAGUGUCUCAUCACUCAUGGUACUAUCUGCCGUGACUUAGUCCGAUCGGCCAACGGGGAGAAGAAAAAGGAGAAGGAGAAUAAUGACAAGCUUGCUUUGAACAUCACGAAGGAGGAUGCAGAAACAGUCACCCUCACCAAGGAUGACGGCGGGCUGGAAUUUGUUUUCCCAUACGGGGCAACGCUCAACGCACAGAAGCCUGCGAUUCCCAUCCUCUCCUCUGGGCCGAUCUCAUAUCCGCUGAAUCGCCCCAUUGGCGCCAUUCAUAACAAGGUGGGCAUGGGCAGGAUUUGCGUUAUCGGCUCUGUCCACAUGUUCGGUGAUGACUUCCUCGACUGUGAAAAGAACAGACAGCUAGUCGACACCCUUGUGCGAUGGUUGUUGAGGCUUGGGGACUGUGAGCUCAGCUACGCGUAUGGCGAGGAGCCAGAGCUCAGCGAGUACCAUCACAUCCCUCACACGCAGGGACUGGCCAUGAACCUCAGGAGCUGUCUCCAGGAGAAUGAGCAGCUGCCAAGGGAUUUCACCCAGCUCUUCGAUGACAGCCUCUUCAAGUUUGACACAGACUUGAUCCCAGAGGCUGUCAAGCUAUACCAUCAGCUGGGUGUCAAGCAUGAGCCGUUGACACUCAUUCCCCCGCAGUUUGAGACUCCGAUGCCUGCGUUGCAGCCAGCAGUGUUCCCUCCGUGCCUGCGGGAACCGCCGCCGCCCAGUCUCGACUUGUUCGACCUGGACGAACAGUUCGCAUCGGAGCGGGUGCGUUUGGCACAGCUCACCAACAAGUGCACGGAUGACGACCUGGACUUCUACAUCCGUCAGGCGGGGGAAAUCCUCGGCGUCUCGCAGAAGUUGGGCGACAAGCGAUCUUCCAAAGAUCCGGCCAAGAAGAUUGUGGAGUACAUCUUCAAGGAGCUAGUUGGCUUCAAGAAAAUGAACCAAGACAUGGUGCCAUCCGUUGGCAUCUCUGAGUGA